AUGGCUUCCGUAUACAAGACCCUGUCCGGCGCCGAGAAGGAGGAGAAGGAGACGGGCGAGAAGAGAAACAAGCAGCGUGUUCUUAUCCUGAGUUCAAGAGGUGUUACCUUCCGACACCGACAUCUGCUACAAGACUUGUACUCGUUGAUGCCUCACAGCCGGAAAGAGGCCAAACUCGACACCAAGACCAAGCUCUACCAACUCAACGAGCUAGCAGAACUUUACAACUGCAACAAUGUUCUCUUUUUCGAAGCCCGUAAGGGCAAGGAUCUCUACAUGUGGAUGUCCAAGCCACCAAACGGUCCUACUGUAAAGAUGCACAUGCAAAACUUGCACACCAUGGAAGAGCUCAACUUCAUCGGCAACUGUCUCAAAGGAUCGCGGCCAGUUCUUUCUUUUGAUGCUGCAUUCGACAAGCAAGCCCAUCUGCGCGUCAUCAAGGAGCUUUUUACCCAGAUAUUCGGCGUUCCCAAGACGAGCCGAAAAGUCAAGCCUUUCGUAGACCACGUGAUGGGCUUCACAAUCGCAGAUGGCAAGAUCUGGAUUCGCGUGUUCCAGAUCAAUGAAAGUGAACCUGGAAAGAAGAAGCCUGUCGAUGGCGAGGAGAUGGAUGUCGAUGACCUGCCCAAGAAGAAGAAGGGCGGUGAAUUCGACGUCAGCCUUGUCGAGAUCGGUCCCCGUUUUGUGCUUACUCCCAUCGUUAUCCAGGAGUCCAGCUUCGGAGGACCUAUCAUCUACGAGAACAAGGAGUUCGUUUCGCCCAACCAGAUCCGUUCCGACUUGAGGAAAUCAAAGGCUGGCAGGUUCAACAAGAGAACCGAUGCGCAGAGAGACACGCUGCUCAAGCACCAGGAUCUAGGACUUACGUCGCAUGGUGGACGCAGGAAGGAGAAGGAUCCACUCAGCGACAAUGUACUGUUCGCGUAA
Messenger RNA from Alternaria atra, 927 nucleotides. RefSeq lists its product as uncharacterized. Gene Ontology annotation, cellular component: nucleolus. Gene Ontology annotation, molecular function: rRNA binding. The transcript has 3 exons. The coding region runs from base 1 to 927 and encodes 308 amino acids. The record is from RefSeq and is a predicted model, not a curated record. Gene Ontology annotation, biological process: rRNA processing; ribosomal large subunit assembly. NCBI's taxonomy places the organism in Eukaryota, Fungi, Ascomycota, Dothideomycetes, Pleosporales, Pleosporaceae.